Messenger RNA from Brenthis ino (lesser marbled fritillary), 3954 nucleotides. The record is from the annotation of a GenBank genome assembly. NCBI's taxonomy places the organism in Eukaryota, Metazoa, Arthropoda, Insecta, Lepidoptera, Nymphalidae.
AUGUCGGAUAAGCACCUCACGAUGGGGCAGCGUGUUAUGGUGGUUGGUAAAGAGGUAAAAGGUUCAAUCGCCUACGUCGGUUAUCCGACGUUUGCGACGGGCAAAUGGAUAGGUAUUAUCUUAGAUGAACCUAAAGGGAAAAAUAAUGGCACAGUUCGAGGACAUGCUUAUUUUCGGUGUGAUGAAAACUAUGGAGUAUUUGUUCGUCAAUCUCAAAUCCAGCUUCUUGAUUCUGAGGACAAUCCAAUGGAGACUUCCAUGACAACAUCUAUUGAGGAAUCUAAACCUUCAUCCAAUAGACGUCUUAGCAGUAUAACAGUGGCCCAGAGGUCUAGACCGACUACGGUACGGCGGAAGGCGUCGCCCGCGCAGACGAAAGCCGGCACAUUGUCGAUGUCGAGUUCCAGGACGUCCUUGGCAAGCAGUCGCCAGUCUCUCACGUCGUACGUGUCACCUACUACUGAGAGAGCGACCUCGCCAGACCUAACUAGCAAACGGGCAUCCUUUGUUGAGACGGGUUUCGUAGAGACCCUCACUCCUCAGUACACUCCAGGUCAGAGCCUAACGUCUCCUCAACCCGUGUCAACUGCCGUUGAGGACAAGUUGGCUAACAUACAAGCACAACAGGAGAUUAUAGCCCUAAAGACUGAAGUAGAAGAUCUCAAAGAGAAACUAGAGACCCUAAAGGUUCGUCGUGCUGAGGAUCGGGAGAAAUUGAGAGAGUUCGAGAGGGUCAGGCUCCAAUUGGACCAGGCUAAUGAAUUCAAGUCUAAAAUCAUGGAGUCACAGGCCCAAUUGCAGAGGGACUUGCAGAGAGCUAAACAGGAGCUACGUGAAGCCCAAGAAGCUUUAGAACAGCACAAUGACGAAACAGCUGAAUUGCAAGAGGCGACAGAAAUGGCUGCCCUCGACAAGGAAAUGGCAGAAGAGAGAGCUGAGGCCUUGCAGCUUGAACUCGAGCAAUGUCGAGAUAAGUUGGAGGAAGCCACGCUGGACUUGCAAUUGAUGAGGGCUGAGAUGGAAGCUGGUGGCAAUAUACAAAUAAACAAUCAACUUAUGCAUGUACAGCACCCGUACGCAGCGGGCGAGGGCGCUACGGGCUACGAGGUGCGACAGCUGCAGCAGCAGAAUGUCAGGCUGAGGGAUACACUGGUCAGGCUGAGGGAUCUCUCGGCGCAUGAUAAGCACGCGAUGCAGAAGAUGCAAAAGGAUCUUGAGCAAUAUAGAUCAGAAAUAGCCGAAUUAAGUCGCACCAAAGAGAAGCUUUCAGCGAGAGUGGAAGAAUUGGAAGCGCAAGUGGCUGACCUCAGAGAACAGGUGGAUGCGGCUCUCGGUGCGGAAGAAAUGGUCGAACAAUUAGCUGAAAAGAAAAUGGGCUUAGAGGACCAAGUAGAACAGCUAAAACAAGACGUCCAGGAGCUGGAAGCGCUGCAAGAGGUCCAUGAACAGCUGGUCGAGUCUAACCGGGAGUUGGAGAUGGAUCUGCGCGAAGAGUUGGAGAUGGCUCAUGCUGCUACGAGAGAGGCGAUUCGGGAGAGGGAAGCUGCGUUAGAAACGAUAAUGGACCGGGAUUCGACAAUUGUCAAGUUCAGAGAGCUGGUGCAGCGUAUGACUGAGCAGUACAAUGAGAUUAGGGCUCAGUUGGAGUCUAAACAAGCGGGCUCGCCCCCGCCGGAGCAGGAGUCCGGCGCGGAGCCCCGCGCGCCCCCCGAGCUGGGGUCGCUGGUGCAGCAGUCGCGCGCCUCUACGCGCUCCAUCGACCUGCAGCUGCGCGCGCUGGAGCUGGCGCAGGCGCGCGCGCGCGCCGACAUGCUCGCCGCGUGUCUGCCCGACCACUUCAUGCAGGCCAGUGGUGACCACGACGCUAUCAGGUUCAUUCUUCUUUUGGAGCGUUUGAACAAAAAGGCUGAAAUUAUAUUGGGUCAAAUUCGUGAAAAGUUCCCAGCAGUGAACGUGUGGGACAAGGAGUCUGUGAUGCGCUCCCACACAGCCGUGCAGUACAGCUUCCGAUGCCAGCUGGAGUUCCAGCUGCAGAUGAUACAGUGCACGGUGUGCAUGUGGAGCGGCGCGCUGGAGCGCUGCUCGCCGGAGCAGCUGCUGCGCGCGGGCGCGGCGCUGCCGGACGCGGAGCCGCAGGAGCGCGCGCUGGACGCCGCCGCGCACCUGCUCAAGACCAACGAGCUGGACGAGAACUGCUCGCUGGAUGGCAUGGAGCGUACCUGGAGCUACCUGUCGGCGAUGUGGUCGGCCCUCAACAUGAACACGGUGGAGGGCGCGGGCAGCUCGCGCGCCGUCGUGCUGCACGCCUGCGCCGCGCUCGACGCGCUCGCGCGCGCGCUCGACGUCGACGCGCACGCGCUCAACCACGUGCUACAGCCAUCAGACCAGCAACAAGAGCUGGGUCAGCUCCACGAGGCGAUACAGAACAGCUGUUCUGGUCUCCAGCAGCAGCUGAAGAGCGUCCGCCGCCGCCUGCCGCCCGGCGCGCAGCUGCACGCGCUCCCCAUAGACUUGCAGCUGGUGGAGCGUCUGCGCGGGGAGACGGCGAGCGCGCUGUACCGCGCGGCGCGCGCGGCGGCGCUGGCGGCGCGCGCGGCGGCGGCGUGCGCGGCCACGGCGGGCGAGCGCGGCGAGGGCGCGCCGCUGCCGCACGCCACGCUCGCCAACGUGUGGAACGCUGCCAUCGAUAGGGCCUACCAGCAGGACGAUCACGGCGCCGUGAAGACGAUUAAACACGCUCUAGCAACAGUGUCGGCGGAUGUGGACAAACUCGCCGCCUUCACGCAGGACAAGGAGUACGACGUCAUGUCACUCACUAACGUCGCCUCGGAGAAGCCAAUACCACCAAUAGUUUUACGAGCACAGCUUGUUAAGAAACAACUGGAAGAAACUAAGACGUUAACAAUAAAGUUGGAAAAUAAGGAAGCGGAUAUAAAGGAACUUAGAAAGGCGCUUAAGGCCAAACAAGAGGAGCUGUCGGAGAUGCAGAUACGACGCGAGCUGGGCGAGCGUAAGCUGGUGUCGGCGGCUCGCGACGCGGAGGUGCGCGCCCAGCAGCUGCAACGACGACUCGAUGACGCCCAAAAUCAACUCAAACGAAAAGAGAAGGAAUUCGAAGAAACAAUGGACCAUCUCCAACAGGACAUAGACUCGCUGGAGAACGAGCGCGGCGCUCUGCGGGAGAAACUAAAGUUAUAUGCCAAGCGAGGAACACAUCAUGCGCUGGCGUCGCCGGUGGCUCGCGACUACUCACCGGUGGUGACCCCAACGCCGGCACCCAAAGACACACUACAAGAAACACCUGUGAAGGUGACUCCAGGCAUCGCUGCUGGAGAGGUUAAUGAGGCUCUGCAGCAUCAACUGAAAAUACUUAGUUGGACGGUGGAGCGCGAGCGCGAGGCGCGCAUAUCCGCGUGCGCGAAGGCGUCCCGCGCGGCGCUGCGGGCGCUCCGCCCCCUGCACCACCCCGCCGCGCCCGCCGCCGCGCUGCGCCGCCGCGCCGCCGCCGCGCUGGAGCAACAGCUCGUGCAGCUGCACACUGAAUGGACGUUAUUCGUCGCCAAGUCGGGAUUGGUCAAGUUUCCUGAAGACUUGAGCAAAUACGCCAAGGCGUUGGAGCAGCACAAGGAGAAACAGAGAGAGACCAGGAGGAGAUUGGAGGAGAAACUAUUCAAUCUCCAAGCAGAAGUGCGUAACCUCGUGUCCCUCCACCGUCCCUGGCGGUGCGUGGAGGCCGACUUCACAGAGUUCCCCGCGCCCGAGCUGACGGCAGCUUUAACAUCAAAGGCAUUAGAUAUCGGCACAAUCAAGUACCCAGCAUCCGAGUCCACACAAGAAGACACGAUCUACGUUACGCCAUCACAACUCGCCAGAUUGCGAGAAAUUGUAACGGAUUUACAAUCGGACGACGUUCAACUCGACUUGAAGCCGCUCGAUCAUACUGUGUGUGCCGCC